CGAACUGCCAUCGAUUUCACAUAAAAAAAAUAAAGAGAUCGACGAAAAAUAGUGCGUGUAUGUGAUGGUGCUGGUGCAAAGAUUAGAGGAGCCAGAAAGGAAAGCAAAAAGUAUAGUGACCAUCAGUUUGCGGGGUGCGAAUCGAGUUUAGAAAUAGGAAAAUCUUCAGGAUCCUGCCCAUUUAAGUUUCCGCUGGCCGUUGUAAAGUAGAGAAAGUUCGGGAAAAAUCCGGGGCUUGAGAUUCGGUUUCGGUUCCGCGAUACAAAAUAAAGCUUCCUCUCGGUGGACACUUUUUCGAGAAAGGUGAUUUUCCGCGAUCUCAAAUGGAGCAUUACGACAAAAAGCAAGAAAGAAACCAGUGAAGAACGAACGAGAAGAAGCGAGCCUCCGUUUGCAUAUUCUUCUGCGGUUUUCUGCUGCUCCUUCUGCUUCUGGAAGUGAAGUUCGGGAUUGUGUUGGAAGAGUGGGCCUUCGCCACUUUCAAGGCGUAGAAAGCAGAAUAAUUUUUGGUGGUUGACAAAAGUUCACGGAUUUCGGAACACAUUGAAUCCAUCAGCUGGACGAAACUGAUGACGGAACAUCCCAUCGGAUAGGAUCCAGAUAGGAUAGACAGGAAGGAAGGAAGGAACGACGUUUGCAGGGAAGGGGUAAAAUGUCCGGCCAAAGUUCCAUCGGAAAUCGGAUCAGCAUGAUAGAGGCCCAACUGCAGGUGCAACCGACGAUGCCGGGGCCGUCCUCUCAGGGUCAGGGCCCCAGGACACCGCCGACGCCUCCGACGCUCAAUUUCGAUCGCACCAGACGAGUUGGCAGCGGCGGAAUGGGAAGCCGUGGACGAUCCAGCCUCGGAUUGGACCUUCCACUGAGAACUCAGUCCAACAGUCGACGGAACGAAGCUGAACUGAUGAAGAUUAUCGACAAAAGCGGAAUGAUCAAAAUCAACGAUCAGGUGUUCAAAACUACGUUGGUCGAGAUGCAGGAUUUGGGAGAGCUGGGCAGCGGAACUAGCGGCCAUGUGGUCAAAAUGCGCCACAGUCCGAGCGGGGCAGUCAUUGCCGUUAAGCAAAUGCGUCGCACGGGAAACGAUGAGGAGAAUAAGCGAAUCAUCAUGGAUCUGGACGUGGUGCUCAAGUCGGAAAACUGUCGCUACAUCGUCAAGUGCUUGGGCUGUUUCAUAACCGAUGCGGACGUGUGGAUCUGUAUGGAACUGAUGACGACCUGUUUCGACAAGCUGCAGAAGAAAUCCAAGAAACCCGUCCCGGAACGGAUACUGGGCAAGGUGACGGUGGCCACGGUGAAUGCGUUGGCUUACCUGAAAGAUAACCACAACGUGAUCCAUCGGGACGUGAAACCCUCGAACAUACUGAUCGACGACCGGGGAAACAUCAAGCUGUGCGAUUUCGGCAUCAGUGGUCGGUUGGUGGAUUCGAACGCCCGGACAAGGUCGGCUGGGUGCGCUGCGUAUAUGGCGCCCGAGCGAAUCGACCCGGCUAAUCAGUCGUACGACAUCCGGGCGGACGUUUGGUCCUUGGGUAUCACGUUGGUCGAGCUUGCCACGGCAAUGUUUCCCUACCGCAACUGCAAAACGGACUUCGAAGUUCUCACCAAGGUGCUCACGUCCAACCCGCCCAGCCUGCCCGAGGAUCAGGACUUCAGUUCGCACUUUCGGGACUUUGUCAAGGUGUGCCUGCGGAAGAACUACGAAGAUCGACCGAAAUAUCCGGACCUGUUGAAGCACCCGUUCCUGCAGCGAGCCAAACAGGAAGAGGUGGACGUUGCCGGCUGGUUCCGCGACGUGGCCUUCAGCAGUGGCAUCCAGCUGAGCACCACCCCGCAGCUGGUUGCGUCCGGCAGUGGGGUUUCUUCCUCGAGUUUAGUUGGCUCCGGCAGCUCGCCGACUUCCGUCAGUAUCCAGAGGCCUUCUUCGUCGGCGUCCGAUCAGAAUAGAGUCCCGACCCCCUACGAAAGCCUGACGGAAGCGGUCCAGGCACAGUCCAACCAACAAAAGCAAUCAGCAAUAGCUUCGUCAAUACCGAUAAAGUCCAGCAAUCUACAAACGCAACCGCAAAACAAUAUCGAUGCCCAGCAGCAAACGUUACAGGUGAAACUUAGCAGCAUUAGUUUAGCGCCGUCACAAGCUACCUCGUCUUCCACUGCAUCAUCUAUCGAUAUACGAUCUCCCUCGCCCGCACAACCACAGCAACAGCAAAUGCAAACACCUCAGGCAAAUUAUCUUAAAUUGCAACAGCCAAAUGCGAUAUUUAGCACUAGUACCAAUAGCAGCAGCAGCAACAGCCACCACACUGGUCCGGAAGUGAACCGAAAGUACAAACAUUCGCCAUUUCUACCGCGGAGAGUAGCAGCGACAGAUCCGAUCGCCAACGCAGCCCAAAAUCCACUUCACGCUUACGGCAGCCCAAAAAAGGAAUCGACACUCAGCAGCCUAGGUCAAAGUAUAUUCCGUAACCUGACAACGUCUCCGUUUUCACACCGCAAAUCCGAACAGAAGUCGUACAAACCACCGCUUCCGGGCGAGGAUGGUGGCGGUGGUGGAAUGGCGAUGCUAAAUGGGAACAGGCCCGGUUUCAGCAAUCCAUCGUCACCGCUUCUCCUUAACCGGAAGAUGAUCGACCUGAACGACGAACAGCAGUACAAGCAACUGCAGGGAAACACUAGUCCUAUAGUUCUUCAACGGUUCUACCACCAGCAGAACCAGCUGAGAGAAAGUAAACAGCAGCAAUUGGAGCAGCAACUGUCGACAAACCCGUUCUAUCAGCCGCAACAGCCGAGUGGAAUCCCAAUUAAAUACAGUCCCCUGCCAUCGCAUCGAACGGUACAUCACGCGGCGAAUCCAGCUUUUGCCGGUGGAAGCUAUAUGGGCUAUCCUCCGGUCUUGCCACAUGAGGCGAGCAAUAUACCAACUUACCAGUACCAACAGCUCAAUAAUGCCGGCAGUAACAGCAGUAGUAGUCCUAGUAAGCCAAAAACGAGCGGCUUCUUCAACACCUUUAGUCGAUCUAAGAGUCAAAACAAUGGAAGUGCCAGUUCUAGUCAACGGGGUAAUGCGGGUACUAGUGGAGUUGGGAUCCCUGGUAGCGAUGGUGGCUUCCCGGAAGCAGGUUUCUACCAGAACCAUCAGUUGUAUGGGCGACAAACGUUACCGGAGUAUGGCAGUGCGGGAUUGGGCAUGCCCAGCGGUAUCAGCAAUGGCGACAACAUGAUGAAAGACGAUACAGGGUGGUUCAAUUCAAUUGCAGAUCUUGCCAAACGACGGUUCGCUUCCUUCGUGAAGGUGAACCUAGCCUCGUCAACGGGCGAGAAACGACCAAAGGACAAGCAUCUGCAGAACCAUAUGCUACAGAUGCAACAACACCAGCCGCCGCAGUAUCCCUUCACCGGUGGAAACGGUUCCCUGGUGGCUCCGAUGAACAACUAUCCGGCCAGUACGAACCCUUUUGUAGGGCCGUCCAGUGGUAUUCCGCCGGCGAUACCGCCAUCAGCUGCGGCUCACGUGUUGGGAAAUGAUCGACGGCAUCGGAGUCCCGAUCCACCUCCAAGGUAUAACAGAGGACAGUCGCCAUUGCUGUUGCAUCGAAAGCUAGAAAAAUUAGGACAAACGGGGUCGCCACUGCUCAAUCAACGCUUCACCUCGGCGUCUCCGUCGCCUCCGCUGCCACCCCGACGCGGCUCCGAAAGCGUUCCCGGUUCUCCUCAGCACAUCCGCACCCGCCUGCAUUACACUCCGGAACCGCACAGGCGACCCUAUCGGACGAUAGACCAAUGAGUGGGACUGCAAAUUCUGAUCAUGUGAUCAAUGUAUAGCUUCCUGGAUUGAACACCACUUCACGAUGCCACUGCUUGGUCUGAUUGAUUUGGAUGUUUGUGGGCUCGGCUCGCUUAUUUUUGCCGUGGUCUGUCUUCGUCGUUGUCGUCUAAUGUCGCCGAUGCCAAAAUCGCCAAACAGGUCGUUGACGAUUAUUUUGCGGGUAUUGUGUACGGGAGUUUACAGAAGUUUGCUUCAAUGGUUGUGGCUUAUUGUGUUUCCUGACGGUCAGUGCUUAUACAUUCAAUGGGCAAUGUAUAUGUAGUGAGUGGUGUCAGCGCUUUCUGCUUUCGGUAUUUAAAAGACACACCUAAAAGAACGAACACGAUUAAAUAGUACGAAUUUCGCUAUAUUUGGUUAAGAACGACGAGCUUCUGGCUGGCAUCGAAAAGAUUAACAAUCAGACUAGCAGAGUUCGAUUUUGACAAUGGAAAAGAGCAAUCUCACUUCUAGAUUUACUGACGAUAUCAUUGCAAUGAUCAGAUGACAGAAUUGACUAUCACGCCAUCGUCACUAUUUGAAGUGAUGAAAAGUGAUUGCGUUUACAAUUAUAUUACUUUGAAAACUAUUCUUUUUGUGACAAUUGUGUAUUCUUUCACAUUUUUGCAUUGACUCAUUGAUUGAAACUAUACUGCUUGUGCGAUAGCUGUCCAUGACAUUUUAUGGACAGAUGUUGGUUAAUUGACUGAUUUUAAAGAAAAACAUUAAAUGUGAAGUUGAGAACCAAAACCAGAUCGAAAAUCAUAGCAGAAAAAUUCAUUUCGACAAAACAGAUCUGCCAUUCUAAAAUAAAAUGUUUCUCUAUUGAUCCAAACAUGUGCAAAAAAAUGAAUCAUUUUAUUUGAAAGUGGCUGAAAAACACUGGAAUGGUUUUCUUCUAUUUGGUGUUCUCUAUAUUGUGAUUUGACGUGCCCACGCUUUCGUCCUUCCUUGUCCUUUAUACAUCUUUCAAUAAUAAUAAUAACAUCAUAAAAGUACAUAAUAUGGAAGCAUUCUGUAGCUCGCUCUUUAAAAAGUGCGAAUAUGUAUUGUUCCAAAAACAAGUAUAAUAGUAACAACAAUUACUUAAACGAUUGAAUUAUGGUUUUCAGUUUUAUUCUUUGUUGUGAAGAUGAUAUUUUUGGAAUGUAACGUUCGCAUGUGACAACUCUAUUUAUAGCAAAGCUCUAUUUAUGCAACACAUAUUAUCGAAAUAGACUGCAUUAUAGUAACGCGAGACCCCUUUUUGAAUAAGAUGCUCAUUUACUCUCCCAGCUCUUGCACGUAUAUGCCUUCAUCUCUAGAACAUCCCGCAUAUAGACAACCGUAAUAGCAAAACUUAGCAUCCCAUCUCCCCGUUGAAAAUAAUGGAAAAAUAAUAAGACUUGUGAUUCGUGAAACCAGCAUUGGUGGAAAAAAAGUAUGUUAAACAUCGCGGCUACAAUAUUAGCUAGCCAUUGCAAUUAUAGUGCACACCGCAUACCAGACAAGAAAAAGAAUUUUUGUAUAUAAAUAAUCCAGAAUUAUACCAAUACGAGUUCUUUGAAAAAAUAUAAAGAAUAAUAAAUAAAGCAACUACAAAAAAACCGACAAAAUAAGCAUAGGUUAACGUUGUAGGAAAAUAUAUAUUCAAGAAGGGGAAGUGGAGAGCCCGUGAUCAUAAAGAAAACGCGCAACAAGCGAACUAUGAACGAAACAACAACAAAAAGAAACCAUUUAGUC
This is a messenger RNA of Aedes aegypti (yellow fever mosquito), 5521 nucleotides long. RefSeq names its product dual specificity mitogen-activated protein kinase kinase hemipterous. Gene Ontology annotation, molecular function: ATP binding; protein kinase activity. The record is from RefSeq and is a predicted model, not a curated record. Lineage: Eukaryota; Metazoa; Arthropoda; Insecta; Diptera; Culicidae. The transcript has 9 exons. Bases 653 to 3781 code for a protein of 1042 amino acids. Gene Ontology annotation, biological process: protein phosphorylation.